This is a messenger RNA of Psylliodes chrysocephalus, 1883 nucleotides long. Lineage: Eukaryota; Metazoa; Arthropoda; Insecta; Coleoptera; Chrysomelidae. The record is from the annotation of a GenBank genome assembly.
CCAAUUUACUGCUGCUUACCGAUAGUUUAAUCAAUAGCGACUAGGAUAGUGAAUAUGAAGAAGAGCCAGAAUUUCAGGAAUCCGAAAGUGAAACUGAAGAAGUAAUUGAAGAGCCUAAUUAUAAUAAUUUUCCUGUUGUUACCAUCAGACAAUUGGCGAAGAAGCUUAAAAAAUCUGAACAGUUGUUAGUAAAAUUCCGAACUUGUGAUUUUGGAUUUUUUUGCUAUGACUUUCGAUUAUAGCCUGCGGCGUUUUGACCCUGCCUAUAAGUCUUGCCCCCCUGGAAAUUUUUUGAACGGCGCCCAUGCUACGAUUCAUAAAAUGUUUGUGUUUGGCGCCGACUUCAAAAAGUGAUCAUGUAAAUAAAUAUUUUGCUACCUAUGCGUUUGUUAGUCAUAUGUGAUGUGUUAGACGUAAAAUUUGAGUAGAUGGUAGAUAAAGGCUCUCUAAAAUGCGAAAUUAUGUAAAAAGUAAACUUAGUAAUGAAACUGUGAAACAACGCGAAUAUCGCAAGUCACUUAUUCAAGAGCGGUUAUCUAACGAGACGGCAGAACAGCGCGAACAUCGCAUGUCUCUUAUUCAAAAGCGCUUGUCUAACGAGACGGCAGAGCAGCGUGAACAUCGAUUGUCUUUAGCCAGACGUCAAUCUGCACAAUUAAUACGCAAUGAAAAUGCAGAAGAGAGAUUGAUUCGACUGUGAUAUGCAUGCCCGUAGAAGAUUGGAGAGUGUUGAACAAUUUAAAUCAGCGAUUAAUGUGUUUGCUGACGUGGCAUGCAACAUUUGUAAUAAAAUGAUUUAUCCACAACCACGUGCUAUGUUACAAACAACAAAUUUCGAUAAUUUACUGCCUGCAGAUUUAAUCGCUUUAGGUAACAUUGUGACGUGUAUUCAGUGUUCAAACAAUAAUACUCAGGCAUACUGGAACAAAAUGACCGUUUCUGACAUUCCUGCAGAAAUAGCCAAUUUGACGGAAAUUGGGAAAAGAUUUUUGUUAAGAAUAGUACCAUUUUUACAAAUUAUUCGUGUAAAAAACCGGUUUAGUCAAGAUUGGUGUAAGGGACAAGUUGUUCUCUUUGCCAAAUAUAUUAUCGAAUUGGCUGAGCAACUUCCGCUUCAACCUCAUCAAGCGGGGUUAAUUAUAAUUACAGAAAACCUUGAAAAUCUGCACAGAUCGAGAGAAUUUCAGGUUGAUAUGAUGAAAUUAAAUCAAGUAUUACAAUGGUUGCUAGUUAAUAACGCACUCUACAAAGACGUUCGCCCAUCGUUUUCCAAUAUCAUAGAUCUUUCUGUUGUAAUACAAAUUAGCGAAGCACCUGCUAAUAUUUACUUAGUCUCAGCAAAACAAAGACAAGCAAAUACAUAUACGAGCAUUGACGGAAACAUGACAAUUUUACAAGGUUCUUUUCAUCAAGGCAGUGAAAGAUUUAGCACUGAAUCACGUGGUAAACAAUGUACAGCCAUUGCAACAAUUGCCUGCACUGCUUUUAGCCUUCUUGAUCCUAAUGCAUUGUAUAAAAGUGACGUCGAUUAUAUUGUAAUAUUGGGAGACAAGUACUAUCGUGAGUGUAUUGUUGCUCGAGUUAACCCAGACAAUCGGGAAUUAAAUCGCGAGUACUUAGCUGUGACAGAGCUAUUACCACGAAUCAUUUUUAACAGGCAAGCAGUUGAUUUGAGUAUCCAUUACGAAGCAGCCUAUAAUGGACAUAUUGACAACGAUAAUAGUGCCGAAGGUUUCCCUAACUUGAAAAGCGCUUUAAUGAGAUUUUUUGAGAGCAAUAAAUAUGGCAUAUUAACGUCAAAUGCAAUUACAGUCGCUGUGCAUUGCAGAAAUGAAUCUGAGACGCUUUCAUAUUGGUUAUUUGAUUCCCAUUCCCCUCAUUAG